GUUACUUUCUGCUCCUCUCUGCUCCAGUGUGUCGACAGAAGUGACAGCAACAUGGACAAAAGUGCAACAGCUCAUCCGUGUCCUUCCCGAGGUGAUGCACAGAUAUGACUCAAGCCUGAAGAGUCUGUGAGAAGUAACACCAAGAGGAAACAGAAUGGAGACCCUGAAUUCAUCCAGCAGCAUAAGCAUCAGCAGUGCUGACCACUCCGGCCUCUUCUCUGGAAGUCCAUACACCACUGUGGAGAUAGUGCUCAUCGUCCUGGUGGCUGGAUCUCUGAGUCUGAUCACUGUCAUCGGAAACAUCUUGGUCAUGCUCUCUAUAAAGGUAAACAGGAACCUGCAGACCGUCAACAACUACUUCCUGUUCAGUCUGGCCUGUGCAGACCUGAUUAUUGGCGUCUGCUCCAUGAACCUCUACACCGUCUACAUUGUGAUUGGCUACUGGCCUUUGGGAGCGGUGGUCUGUGACCUGUGGUUGGCUGUCGAUUAUGUGGUCAGCAACGCCUCAGUCAUGAACCUGCUCAUCAUCAGUUUUGACCGUUACUUCUGUGUCACCAAACCACUCAGCUACCCAGCACACCGCAGCACCAAGAUGGCCGGCCUGAUGAUCGCCGCAGCCUGGGUCUUGUCCUUCAUCCUGUGGGCUCCGGCCAUUUUGUUCUGGCAGUUUAUCGUGGGCGGACGAACCGUGCUGCCCGGCGAGUGCUACAUCCAGUUCUUCUCCAACCCAGCGGUUACAUUUGGGACAGCCAUAGCAGCUUUUUAUCUGCCAGUGGCCAUCAUGAUCCACCUCUACUGGCGCAUCUCCAAGGCCAGCCGAAGCCGUGUGAAGAGGGAAAGCAGGAAAACAUCAGGUACCAGUUUGGGAGAAGUCCCUUCUCACAGCCAGGAAGAAGGAUGUGAGACCCAGAACAACUGCAUCAUGGGAAAAGAGUCUGAGGCGGAGGUUGGAGACGGGAAGGACAAGGAGAUGUUGCAGCGGCAGAAUGGAGGAGGUCCCUGCACAGAGGAAAAAACUGACCAGAUGGACUCAGAGAGCAUCCACGCUUCGACGUCUAAAGAUGAACCUGCGGCUGCUGUGUCGUGUCAGUCAAGAUCAAACGGUGGGAAGAAGACAAAUCACACACAGCCACCUUCUCCAGCAAACUCAGGGGCUGACAGGCAAAGUCUGGUCGCGAGGUCACUGUUUAAGGUGACAAAGCAGAGCGCGGUGGCAAAGUGGAGAAGGAAAGGCAUUUCCUCCAGGGAGAAGAAGGUGACGCGCACCAUCAUGGCCAUCCUGGUUGCUUUUGUCGUCACAUGGACGCCGUACAACGUGAUGGUCCUGAUCAACACCUUCUGUUCCAUCUGCAUCCCAAACACCCUCUGGACCAUCGGCUACUGGCUCUGCUACAUCAACAGCACCAUAAACCCGGCGUGCUACGCCCUGUGCAACGUCACCUUCAAGAACACCUUUAAGCACCUGCUUCUGUGCCAGUACAAGAACAUACGCACGGCGCGGUGAGGGAACAACUAAUACAGACUCCCAUCUUUGAUGGAGGUAAAAUAAUGUGACGAGAAGACGAACAUAUCGUUGAACUCUACUGUGUUCUUAUUGUGCACUUAAGUCUAUUUUAUUGUUUGUUUUUUAAUUCUGAAGGUUUUACUGUUUACAGUUGUACUGUAUAAUAGUACUUUAAUGUUGUAUUAUAAGUCAACCCAGUAAGUAUGCAUGUAAACGACUGUAAGUGGGAGUUGUACCUUGACAGAUGAGCUUGUGCAGUAUGUUGUUUCAUUACCUCAGCAUUGAAAAAUGUAGUUAAUGUAUUCAAAGUAUAGCUAAACUGUUAACUGUCAACAUGUUGUUGCAUAAAGUGACACUGAACUGUGAGAAUAAGGCAACAGAAAAAAAAAAAAUCUGACCUAAAACCUUCAUCAGGUCAUCAGUCUCCUGGACUAUAAAGUGAACAUAUGUGAGUGUGUGCAUGUUUCCUCUGUGGGUAAAGAUUUACUGAAUCAUAAUUGUCCUUAACGACAGUGUUAAUCCAUGUUGUUGUGAAACGAGCCCUAAUGUGACAUUUGUUCAGAUUGUCCCCUCUUUCAUCACAUGUUAAUUCAUGUUUUUUAUGUGUGUGUGAAUAAAACGUGAUCAUGAUCAAAACAUUUACGUCAUAAUAAGACAAUAACGACUAUAACUGUUACUGCUCAACAGGUGCAAAAUACGAUGUGAAUGGAAACUAAACGUUGAUCACGUCCGUAACUGUGUGGCAAAAAUGUGACCAUGUAUCUGUGGUGUUGGUUGAUGCUCACUGCUUUUGUCUGUUAAGAAUAAAGAUGUUUCACGGUGUCGGUGUA
Solea senegalensis (Senegalese sole) is the source of this 2334-nucleotide messenger RNA. Its product is annotated as muscarinic acetylcholine receptor M2-like. The coding region runs from base 155 to 1504 and encodes 449 amino acids. Gene Ontology annotation, molecular function: G protein-coupled acetylcholine receptor activity. Gene Ontology annotation, biological process: adenylate cyclase-activating adrenergic receptor signaling pathway. Gene Ontology annotation, cellular component: plasma membrane. The record is from RefSeq and is a predicted model, not a curated record. The transcript is spliced from 4 exons. Lineage: Eukaryota; Metazoa; Chordata; Actinopteri; Pleuronectiformes; Soleidae.